AUGCGCAAGUCCUCUGUCCAUUCCAUUCGCCAAUCUCAAGCCAGCUCCUUCUCAUCCCAAGCAUCAAACGCGCAGUUCAAUGCGAAAUUAGAGGAAAAGAAACGGGAAUAUGAUGCGCUACGCGCGCUGGAACGAUUAAGUCAGGAAUAUGUGCGUCGAUUGGAAGCGAUUGACCUUGACUGUAAUGUAAUGGGAGAUGCUGGUAAAGUGCACGGCGAUGUGCUAUCACAGUGGCCAGAGAUGUUCCGAAUACUCAUCCCUCAACUACCUACAUCGACCAAGUCUGAUGAUGCUGGAUCACAAGACAUUGUGCCUCAGACCUGCGAGCGACUCGUGCGCGUACCAGUUGAAGAACUACAGCAACGAGAAAGCACUAAAUUAUAA
Messenger RNA from Fomitiporia mediterranea MF3/22, 384 nucleotides. RefSeq lists its product as uncharacterized. NCBI's taxonomy places the organism in Eukaryota, Fungi, Basidiomycota, Agaricomycetes, Hymenochaetales, Hymenochaetaceae. The coding region runs from base 1 to 384 and encodes 127 amino acids. The transcript is spliced from 3 exons. Gene Ontology annotation, biological process: attachment of spindle microtubules to kinetochore; mitotic cell cycle. Gene Ontology annotation, cellular component: mitotic spindle midzone; mitotic spindle; mitotic spindle pole body. The record is from RefSeq and is a predicted model, not a curated record.